Molecule: messenger RNA, 2156 nt
Organism: Rhipicephalus sanguineus (brown dog tick)
Lineage: Eukaryota; Metazoa; Arthropoda; Arachnida; Ixodida; Ixodidae
Gene: Arp5
Product: actin-related protein 5
Exons: 18
Coding region: 198-2123 (641 amino acids)
Biological process (GO): regulation of DNA-templated transcription
Cellular component (GO): cytoplasm; Ino80 complex
Source: RefSeq, a predicted model, not a curated record
GGUAGAUGUUCCAAGAAAUGUUCUCUGGUUAGGUCGUUUAUGUUCUUUGGGGGAGCGGCUGAAUUGGCUUUGGAAGCGUGGCUGUAACUCUUGGGACGCGUGGAUUUGAACGUGUUAAUGUUAGCUGGCGAUGUCGGCAUUGCUUUAGGAGAAACGCGCGUACAAACAUUUAGCAGUCUUUGAAUCAGUUGUUUGCCAUGAUUUCACAAGAUGUUUAUACCAUUCCGAAUUUGAACAAAGAGCCGGACAACUUUUUCACUUACACCGAUGGAGCUCGGUUGCGAAAAACACCUGUUGUCAUUGAUAAUGGUUCUUACGAGUGCCGAGUUGGCUGGGCAUCUGAUGAAGCACCGCGAAUGAUAUUUAAAAACAUAACAGCGAAACAAAGAGGCAAGAAGGAAAGUGAGGUGCAAGUUGGAAACGACAUUGCGAACGUCGAGGCCGUUCGAUGGCUUCUGAAGACCCAGUUCGACCGAAACGUUGUGACACAUUUUGACAUACAGGAGCAUAUCUUUGACCACAUAUUCAGCCACCUUGGCAUCCCGACAGAAAAUAGGGUUGACCAUCCCAUCGUAUUGACAGAGGUUAUUGGCAACCCUAGUUACUACCGUCAGAAUAUGUCAGAACUGCUUUUCGAACAUUAUCAUGUGCCCCAAGUACUCUAUGGUAUUGAUGCAUUGUUCAGCCUGCACCACAACUGCUCCAAGAAAUCAGAGAAUGCAAUGGUGUUGUCUUUUGGACAUCACACAACACACAUCAUCCCUGUACUGAAUGGACGAGUUGACAUUGAGAACGCCAAAAGAAUAAGUCUAGGUGGAAACAACAUAACAACAUACUUACAGCGGCUCCUGCAGUUGAAGCACCCACAUCUGACAGCUGCUGUGACAUUGAGCAGGGCUGAGCACUUGGUUCAUCAGCACUGUUACAUCGCAGAGAAUUACGCUGAUGAACUGGAAAAGUGGGCUGGUGUCGACUAUUUUGAUGAGCACUGUCGACAAGUUCAGCUUCCAUACAACAUGACAUCCAGUGGUUCUGUUGGUUCUGGAGUUGGUAAAAUGGACAUCUGCUUCAACAUUGUAAAAAGAGUACAGGAGUCCAUAGCCAAGAAGAAACAGGACACGCUUGCAGAUGAUGAAGAAAAGUUGCAGCAACUGAUUAGUAUUCAGGAGCUGUUGGAAUAUGAAGAUGAGGCGACAUUUCAGAGCACAUUGCAAGAGUUGGGAUUUUCCAGCAUUGAAGAGCUCAGCUUGGUCAUCAACGAGUUACGGCGACAAGUCCAGCAAGUGAAGAAUACCCUUGCCAGUGGGAAUAAUGCAGACCCCGAUCUCGCGGAGAGUGCAUUGAAGCGAUCUUGCUCGGAUCUAGAUCCUCGUUUCUUCACGGAACCUGAUGCAUGGAUAUCGGCUGUUAGAAAGAGAAGGGAGGAACUGAAAGAAAAGAAGAUGCUGCAACAGCAAAGGUUUCUGGAGCGAGCACACAAUGCUGGUCAAAAAGGAAAAUCAAAAAAGAGGGAGUCCCAGUUUUCGGACAGUGAGCUUGAUGAUGCAGAUUAUGCAGAGGAAGGAGAAGAGAUGGAGGAGAUUAUUGCAGAGUUUGAAAGAGAGUUCAAAAAAAAACAACUCGGUGCUGAUCAAGUAGGUACAAGUAUUGCUGAAUAUUACCAACUUCAACUAGGAACCGAAAGGAUCAGGGCUCCGGAGAUUCUUUUUCAGCCAAGCAUAAUUGGUGUUGAGCAGGCAGGUGUUGCCGAGACCUUGGAGUUUGUGUUCUCCAGAUACACUAAAGAACAGCAGUCUUUCCUGGCUCAGAAUGUGUUUGUGACGGGCAGCCCAGCACAGCUUCCUGGUGUUCGUGAACGUUUGUGUGCAGAACUUCUGGCCAUGCGUCCCUUUCAGUCACUCUUCUCAGUAACAUUAGCAAAAAACCCUGCUUCAGAUAGCUGGAGAGGUGCGAGGCAGUGUGCUAUGCAAAGAGAUUUCCUCAGCAAGUUCGCUAUCAAGAGGGCUGAGUAUGAAGAGAAAGGUCCAGACUACCUGAAGGAGCAUUGCUAUUCUAAUGUGUUAAGCUCAUCCAUUUUGUCAUCACCUGCAAAGCCUUUGACAUUGCAGUCUAACACAUUGUGAUAGACAUUACUGUUUUGUGCAAGAGGGAAGAAG